Salvia hispanica is the source of this 2293-nucleotide messenger RNA. Its product is annotated as golgin family A protein. The record is from RefSeq and is a predicted model, not a curated record. NCBI's taxonomy places the organism in Eukaryota, Viridiplantae, Streptophyta, Magnoliopsida, Lamiales, Lamiaceae.
UUCUCGAUUUGAAAAAAAAAAACACCACUUUGCUCCCACUGAAAAUCAUUUUGUUUAUAGGCAGAUGGAAAAGGAAAGUUUUCUGGAAAAUUUCUUGAAACCUCUGAUUCAAUUGACCCACCAAUAAAUGAUUUGUGCUUUAAUUCUUCAAUUAUGUGCUUGAUUCCGUAUCUGGACUGAUUGAUAUAUCUAUUUCCCCAAACAAAAGAGAGCAAAAUCAAAGUGUGAUUGAUGAGGAGGAUGAUGUCGGGCCUGAAUGAGCCCACCAAGAUUCGGAAAAGGGGAAACUCAUCUUCACCGUCUUCAUCGUCGAGAAUUUACAAUUAUAGGCUGAGCAAACGGGCCAUCUUGGUGGGGAAGGGGAGGUCUCGAUCCAGCACCCCUGUGCCGACGUGGCGAACAAGCGCCGCCGUUGAGACUCCCAAGUAUUCGCAGAGCGGGAGAUCGGCCCGGCCCGUGUCGGCCCGGAGGCUGGCUGCGACGCUGUGGGAGAUGAACGAGAUGCCGUCGCCGAAGAUGAGUGAGAGUGAUUUAGAGGUGAGGAAGCGGCAGCAGAGGAAGAGCGGGAGCAGGAAAGGCGACAAACUGCUGCAUUCGGGCUCGGGCUCGGGCUAUUUGCCUCCGCAUUUGUCCGAUCCGCCUCACAGCCCCACUGUUUCCCAGAAAAUGCCAACAAGCAGUCGCCGGAGGCAGAAGCUUAUGUCUGCUGAUAGAAGCAUUGAUUGUGUUAGCAAUGCAAGUUAUAUGGAGACUGAGAGUCGAUCACGCCACCAGAUUUCCACGGAAUCCGUCGUUGGUGGGAGGAAUCGUUUGAAGGAAGCAAGCAGUGCUCUGACUACUUCAAAAGAGCUGCUCAAGAUCAUCAACCGCCUCUGGGGUCAAGCUGAUCAGCCCUCUUCAAGCAUGUCUCUCAUCUCAGCCCUCCACUCUGAGCUCGAGAGAGCUCGUUUGCAGGUCAAUCACCUCAUCCAAGAGCAACGCUCCGAGAAGAACGACAUCAGCUACCUCAUCAAGUGUUUUGCUGAGGAUAAGGCCUCUUGGAAGAACCACGAGCAACUCGCUGUGGAAGCUGCUGUCGGAUCCAUCGCCCGUGAGCUGGAUGCAGAGCGGAAGCUGAGAAGGCGGCUUGAGAGCUUGAACGCGAAACUAGGGCAAGAGCUUGCAGAGAUCAAGUCGUCGUUCAUCAAGGCAGUCAAAGAAUUGGAGUCUGAGAAAAGAGCAAGAGAGGUAGCAGAACAGGUGUGCGAUGAGCUAGCAAGAAAUAUCGAUCUGGAUAGGGCCGGAGUGGACAAGUCCGAGAGGGAAUGUGUCGGAUUUCAUCAACAAGUGGAGGAGGAACGCGAGCUGCUGGAAUUGGCUGAUAAGUUGCAUGAGGAUCGAGCCCAAAUGAAGCUUUCUGAGGCCAAGCAUCAAUUCGAGGAGAAGAGCUCUGCUGUCAGCAAGCUAAGGAAGCAACUCGAAGCUUUCCUAGGAUCAAAACGAGACAGAGUUGAUGAAGAAGUCGAGGAUGGUGUGGAAAGCAAAGAAGAAGACUCUGCAGAGAGUGAUCUUCACUCCAUCGAAUUGGAGUUGAAUAAAAACAAUAGUAUUGAGAAAGGGCACAGCAAAUGGGCUCACACCUCUGCAGUUGAACGCAUGUCUAGGAGAACACCGGCUAGUAAUGAUACGAGAGCAAGAAACUCCAUCUCCGGAAUGGUCUCUCGUGGGAGCACUUCUCUGCAGAGAAGCGCGUCUGAUGGAGUCGAAUGGGCAGCUCAAGGUGCAGGUAACCAUCACACUAAUAACGAGGGAAUUCAUGAAGUGGAUGAAAUGCAGAGGCUCAAAACUAGUAAAGGUUUCAAGAAUCAGUUACUAUCAAGUUCCCGGUUAGGGAUAGAAAACCAUAGUCUCUCGAAGAAGAAGGAGAAUUCAUAUCCUCCGAGAGAUGGAAGUCAUGAGAAAUCUAAGUCUAGAGCAGCAGAAGGCAGUCGGGGAUCUAAAUGGUGACGUUUUUGGAGCAUCGACAUGUUGUCGAUGCAAUCUCACACGUGCAAUAUAUCAACACAAGUUAACAACAUCUUGUUGACUUAAUUUGUGGAAAACAUAUGGAAACUCCUCCACGAUCAUGUUAUGGUAUCGCGCCAUGUUCCGCGUAGCAGAAGGCGUGACAUCCGCGUAGCAGAAGGCGUGACAAACUCGUCUUCCACUUCUUGUAAGUUGCUUUGUGUAUAUUUUUGUUAAAGGGAAGUACUACUUGUUAUAUACUACACAGUAUGUUGAUUUUAAUUUUGAAUUUGAAUUUGGAAUGAUUUAA